Molecule: messenger RNA, 6315 nt
Organism: Mytilus trossulus (common blue mussel)
Lineage: Eukaryota; Metazoa; Mollusca; Bivalvia; Mytilida; Mytilidae
Exons: 1
Coding region: 1-6315 (2104 amino acids)
Biological process (GO): telomere maintenance; DNA repair
Molecular function (GO): ATP hydrolysis activity; DNA helicase activity
Source: RefSeq, a predicted model, not a curated record
AUGGAUUUGCAACAAAGUAUACACACUCUGAAGGAUGAGAUAUUGUUACAUUCUCAAUAUGUUCAGGAAUUUCACUUGCCAUCAGAAUAUCAUGAUAUUAAAACUGAAUAUAUAAGCAGUUGUAGUUAUUCUUCUUUACAUACAUCUGACAAGUAUAAACUCAACAAGGCUAUAUCAGCACUAAAAUACGAAGUAUGUUACCAGUCUACUAUCAUUCGUGAUUUUAACUUGCCAUUCAAAGACUUGGUUGACAAACGGGAAUUACAGCAAAAAUCUGAAGCACGGCUUCAUGUCAGUAGAAUUACAUCAAAGAUAGAAAAAUGUUCGAAACCUCAAAAGAGAAGUAAGCAAAAGAAAUCUACACGAAUGUCUAGAGAAAAGGACAAAGAACGAAAAAGGAAGCAAAGAAAUUUAAAAAAGCAGCUUGAAAAUCCCUGUGAAACGUCACAAUCUGUUGAUGAGGAUCUUUCUGAAACAAAAUGGCAGAAAAUGUAUACUGAAAACGUUUCUUAUAGACAACACAAAAAAGAAUACAGUGAAGAGAAAUACAAUUUAGAUCGACAAAAUAAACAAGUAAAGAUAGAUCAAAUUAAAACGAAAUAUAGACAGGAUAAAAAAUUCCAGCAAGAAGUGAGGGAUAGAAGUAAUAAGAAAUAUCAGUCUGAUACCAAGUUCAAGGAAGGAGUGAAGGAUAGAAGUAAAAAGAAAUACCAGUCUAAUGCAGAAUUUCAACGAGCAGUGAAAGAAAGGAGCAAAACUAAAUAUCACGUGAAUAAACAAUUCAAACAAGCAGUGAAAGACAGAAGUAUAUCCAAGUACCAUGCAAAUGAAGAAUUUCAAAAGACAGUGAAAGAAAGAAGUAAAACGAAAUACAGAUUGAAUAUACAAUUUCAAAAAGCAAUGAGUAAAGCAAGAAGAGACAAGUAUGCUUUUGAUAGAACAUACCGAGAACAGAAAAAGACUUUGACUCGAUUGAGGUAUAGACAGAAUGUGCUUCUCAGAGAAAAAUACAAACGUAGACUACGUCAACAGUACAAAUAUGAGAUAAGAAUACGACAAAAAAAGAUAUCCAUGAUACUACAGAGACGUUUAAAAAAAAACCAGUAUCGUGAUGACAUUGCAUAUUAUUUUCGACAGCAAGUUAGAGAUGGGCCAAGAUAUGUAUGUUCAGUUUGUCAUAAGUUUAAGUUCAGAAAACAGGUUGUUGUAUGUGACAAAUUAAAAUACUCAAAAAAAGGUGAUAAAAGCAUAGCAAUGGCAAAUCAAUGCAUAACUCAACAAUUCCAUACCACUUGUUCCGAUCAAUGUCAAAGCAGCUGUGAAACCAUAUAUCACAAACAAUGGAUUUGUUUUACCUGUCAUUACCACCUUCUGAAAGGCCAAAUGCCAGUCGAUGCCUUUGCCAAUGGUCUACAAUUGCCACCUAUUCCAGAUCAACUUAACUCCUUAAAUAAGUUGGAAAAACAACUCAUCUCUGUAAGGAUUCCCUUCAUGAAAAUUAUACAGCUACCAAAAGGAAACCAGCGAGGAUAUAUAGGCCCAUGUGUUUCAAUUCCAACUGACAUUGAGAAAACCACCAAUAUCCUUCCUAGAUCUGAAAAUGAAGCUGAACUCAUCAGAUGCAAACUUAAAAGGAAACUCGAAUAUAAAGGUUAUUGUCAGUAUGAAUUUGUUAGCCGAAAGAAAAUAUGCAAAGGUUUGGAAUAUUUACAGCAAAAAAAUCCUUUUUAUCAUGAUAAAUUACUGAAUGACAAAUGGAUAGAACAUACACCUUCAGAUUUUAAAGAUCUCGUUACUGAAGAGGCAGAACUUACUGAAGUUAUAGCAGAAGAACAUGAUAAAGAUGACAAAAAUCACGACGAUGAAGACAUUUCAUUUAAAGAUAGAGGCUUACCCUCAGACACUUGCCUUCAACCUGUUGAUUUAGGACAGGAAAUUCUCGACCAACAUUUCGAAGACAUCUUUUGUGUUGCACCAGGUGAAGGCAAUACACCUGUCAGCAUGUUGCAAGAACAUGGCAACGAAGCAAUGUCAUUUCCUGUUCAAUUUCCAGAGGGAUCUUUUGGAUCAUAUGAUGCAAAGAGACUUGUUCCACUAACAAGAUCAAGAUAUUUCCAUGCUCGUCUUUUUAACGCUGACACCCGAUUUUCCGGUGACACUUCAUACAUAUUCUAUGCUCAGUACCUUUCAGAACUCGAGCAGGUCAUAUCAAAAGUCUCAAUAGCAUUGCGCAAAAGUAGCGGAAAAGAUAAGACGGGAAAUAUUAUUACAGCAAGAAUGCUUACAGAUAAAAACCAACUUAAAAGGCUGUUAACAACUGAUCAAGGAUAUAAAUUUAUGACACCAAUCAGAGGUACACCUCCAUAUUGGCAGGCAACACUCCGUGAUUUAAUGGCUAGUAUACGUCAAUUAGGAAUACCUACCUGGUUUGCAACCUUCUCUGCGGCUGACUUAAGAUGGAAAGAAACACUCCAAGUACUUCUUGAGCAACAAAAAAGCACACAAUCUUUGGAGGAUCUUGACUGGACUGGUAAAUCGGAACUACUACAGUACAACCCAGUAAUGAGCGCUGUGAUGUUUGAUCACAGAUUUAAUACAUUCCUUAAAGAAAUUAUAAUUAAAAAAAAUAUCAUUGGUAAUGUGAAGGACCAUUUUCAUAGGAUUGAGUUCCAACAACGCGGCUCUCCACAUGCUCAUUGCCUUUUUUGGAUUAAAGAUGCACCAUUACUGGACACACAUGAUGACAAAGAAGUGUGUGAUUUUGUUGACAGUUACGUAACUUGUGAUCUACCUGGUGAAUCCGCUGACCCUGAAUUGCACGAAAUAGUGAGCAGUGUACAGCAGCACAGCAAGAAUCACUCUAAAUCAUGUGCAAAAAAAGGGACUGAAUGCAGGUUCAAUUUCCCACGACCACCGUCAAAAAAUACAUUUAUUUCUCGAACUUCAACUCAAUCAGGACCUUCAGUACAAAAACCAUCAAAACAAAGACUUUCCUUUGCAAAAGACAUUCUACUCAGGCUAUGGAAGACUGUCAACAAUACCAAUAUAGAGAAUAUUACAACCCAAAACCUGUUUACUGCAGCUGGAAUAACUCAGGAAGAAUUUGAAACUGCUUCAAACGUUCUAACAAAGCGAACUACUGUUACUAUAAAACGUAAACCUGCUGAUAUAUGGAUCAAUCAGUACAACCCUACCCUAUUGCGUUGUUGGAAUGCAAACAUGGAUCUGCAGUACAUAACUGAUGCUUAUUCAUGUGUUAUGUACAUUAUCUCCUAUAUUUCAAAAGCAGAGAGAGAAAUGGGCUUAGUCUUAGAAAAUGCCAGAAAAGAAGCAGCAGAAGGUAAUAGUGAUGCUCAGGAUGCCAUGAAAAAAAUUGGAGGGGCAUACUUCCGCCAGCGGGAAGUGAGCGCACAAGAGGCUACGUAUAGGGCAUGUGGUCUCCAUCUGAAGGAGUCAUCAAGAAAGGUUCAGUUCCUUACUGUAGGUGACAAUCAAGUGAAAAUGAGCUUGCCGCUCAAUAUCAUACAAAUGAAGGCCAAUCAGUCCGAUGACAGUAUCUGGAUGCAUUCGUUGUAUGAUAGAUACAAGGCUCGCCCAGUCAGCUUUCAGUUUGACAUUCUCUGUUAUGCUUCAUUUUCAUCUGAUUAUCGUAUUCUGUCACCUUCUCAAAUUCCUAAAAAACCUUCACAAUAUGUAUUCAAGCUGCAGAAUGAUCUUGGAUACAUUCGAAAACAUUCUCGAACAGAGUCGGCCGUUGUAGCAUAUCCAAGAUUUUCUAAAAUCAAGAAUCCGGAGUUAUAUUUUAAAUCAAGUCUACAACUUUUUUUACCACAUAGAAUUGAUGACCAGUUAAAACCUCUCAAAUUUAAAACAUACCAGGAAAUGUAUUUGAAUGGAGCAGUUUCUCUUGACUCAUCAAAGAAACCACAGCAAGUUAAAAGUAUUGUGGAAUCAAAUAGACAUUUAUUUGAAAAAAAUGCAGAUGAAUUGGAUGAAGCGCGGGAUUUAUUAGAAAAACAAGGACCACUUGAAGAUGCAUGGGCAUUGAUUGCUCCAGAAUCGGAGGCUGAACGUUUAGAAGCACAGGUGGAGAAGGAACAUCUUGAUGAUGAAGAUGGUUCAGAAAUACCAGAUUUAGACAUUUUAAACAAAAAAGUCAGAAAAGGGACAGAUUUUGAAGUUAGGCAAAGCAUAUUUACCUGUCAGCAAAUACAACACUUAUUGCGACAACUAAAUAUAGAACAAAAGAGAGUGUUUUAUCAGAUUAGACAGUGGUGCCUAGAUAAAGUCAAUGGCAAAAAUCCACACCCUUUUAAGGUUUUUAUCAAUGGGGGUGCUGGUACAGGUAAAAGCCAUUUAAUUAAGUGUUUGUGUUAUGAGACAAACAAAAUUUUAUCUCCACAUGCACCUAAUCCAGAUGAUAUUGUUGUUCUUAUGACUGCACCAACAGCAACUGCUGCUUUUAAUAUUGGUGGAACAACUCUUCAUCAAGCCUUUUCGCUCUCAAAAUCACUGCCCUUUCCUUAUAUUUACAAAAGAGAUGAUGAAAUAAACAAGCUUCGCACUAAACUUCAGAACCUUCAAAUAUUGAUUAUUGACGAAAUAUCCAUGGUCGGUCAACGUGUGCUCCUGUAUAUCAGUGAGCGACUUCGUCAAAUCAAGCAAAGCGGAAAUGCUCUGUUUGGGAACAUAUGUGUUAUUGCAGUGGGAGAUUUCUACCAGCUUCCACCUGUGAAACAAAAGUGUCUCUACGAUCUGAGACCAGAACACUUUUUCCCAUUAUGGAGUUUAAAUUUUUCACUGGUAGAAUUAAAUCAGAUUAUGCGACAGAAGGAGGAUUCUGAAUUUGCGCAAUUAUUGAAUAGGUUACGUGUCAAGAAGAAAACUGAACAUCUGCUCCCUCGUGAUCUAUCUGUAUUAAAAUCUUGUAUGCAGCAUACAGUUCCAGUAGAUAGUUUGCACAUUUUUGCUACUAACAAAGAGAUUGAUUCUCACAACAGCAAAAUGAUAGACAAAGUCUGUGAAGAAACAGUAACAAUGAUGGCACAGGAUUACGAUAGAAAUCCGCAGACAGGUGAGCUUAUUCUCAGACCUACGCCAUAUGACAGUUCACAUGAUUAUUUACCAGCACAGUUGCUUAUUGGACCAAACGCCCGAGUAAUGCUUACAAGAAAUAUUGAUAUUACAAUAGGCUUAGUCAAUGGAGUAAUUGGAACUGUCAUAAGCAUAUUACCUGGCCAAAAAGGUUCUUCAUUGCCGCAUGCUAUUAAAGUGCUGUUUGACAAUGAACAUAUUGGACGGAAACAUAUCACAUCCUCACACCAAACAGAACAUAUACCAAUUGAUAUUACACCAAUUGAAGAAAGCUUGAGGAAAAAUGCUGUCAGAUAUCAAUUUCCAUUACAGUUAGCGUGGGCCUGCACUACCCAUAAAGUACAGGGAAUAACCACUGACAAAGCAGUUAUCUCAAUGAAGAACAUUUUUGCUGCUGGAAUGGCUUAUGUUGCUCUCAGUCGUGUGAAAUCAAAAGAAGGUCUUCUUUUACAAGACCUGGAUGAAGACAAGAUCUACUGCACUGAGCAGAUAUCAACUGCACUACAAAGGAUGCCCAAGUAUUUAGUCGAACAACAUUAUGAUCAGAACUUUAAGCAAAAUCAAUUACGUAUAUUGCUACAUAAUAUUCAAGGGUUAAUUCCACAUAUUGAAGACCUGCAGGCCAAUAGUGAUAUUCAAAAUGUGAAUUUUAUUUGUUUGACAGAGACCUGGAUGGAAUCAAAUUCUGUUUCACCGAAUUUAACCAAUUUCAAUCUGAUACAUAAACCAAGAUCUGCCUCAUAUUCAUCAUCAAAAGCUAUAUUUGAAGACCUCAGUAACAAAAAACAUGGUGGUGUUGGUAUUUAUGUUAGAAAUCAGCAACAGUAUACUCAAUUAAUAUUUGAGACUAGUAAUAUUGAAUGUGUUGGUUUGAGAAUUGAAAAUAUCAAAACCAAUAUAGUUGUCAUUUAUAGACCAGAAUCAUAUACGACAUCUAUAUUCUUGGAACAGUUACAACAGCUUCUUGUAUCCAUACCACAAGACGACGGAUCAACAAUAGUUUUGGGAGAUUUUAAUGAAGACAUACUAAAAUCUAAUUCAACAAUACAGAUGUUCAUGAAAAAAUUUGGAUUCAUGCAAAUAUUGCACAACCCAACAACUGAUGGAGAUACCCUCAUCGACCAUGUAUAUGUUCGCGGAAAAUUGCAAAUUUCGUUGGACACUAUACAAACAUAUUAUAGUUAUCACAACAUGGUGCUAUUGCAAAUUCCUGUUGAUUAA